AUGGGGACCAAAGCUCUUAUUCUAAUCACCGUGACCGUGACCAUGCUUGGGACGGCCCUCAGCGCCAGCCACACCGUGGGCGCGUUGGACGGGUCGUGGGACCUUCAGACCAACUACUCCCAGUGGGUUUCGAGAAUCAGGUUCAUCAAGGGCGAUGAGCUCAAGUUCCAGUACUCCGCCGUCGUGCACAACGUGGUGGAGGUGAGCAAGAUGGGAUAUGACUCCUGCAACGGCUCCAACCCCAUAGAGACUUUCCCGACCGGUAACAAUGUUGUUCCGCUUGCUACCGUCGGGACCCGGUAUUUCAUCUGCGGCGUCUCCAGGCACUACGACGCCGGCAUGAAGGUCGAGGUCAAUGUCAAGUCGAAAGAAGUGCGGACUGUGCAGCGGUGCCAACGGACAGGGAAUCGACGUCGCUGCCAGUCCGAGACAGUAUUAAGCUCAGCUGCGGCGGCUGGCGUUGAUCAGUCUACUAUGGCCCGGCUCGGUCUGAUAGUUGUUGCGGCCGGUCUUACGUUGUUCUUUUAG
Triticum aestivum (bread wheat) is the source of this 528-nucleotide messenger RNA. Its product is annotated as uclacyanin 1-like. The record is from RefSeq and is a predicted model, not a curated record. Bases 1 to 528 code for a protein of 175 amino acids. Lineage: Eukaryota; Viridiplantae; Streptophyta; Magnoliopsida; Poales; Poaceae. Gene Ontology annotation, cellular component: plasma membrane. Gene Ontology annotation, molecular function: electron transfer activity. The transcript has a single exon.